This is a messenger RNA of Closterium sp. NIES-65, 1632 nucleotides long. The record is from the annotation of a GenBank genome assembly. NCBI's taxonomy places the organism in Eukaryota, Viridiplantae, Streptophyta, Zygnematophyceae, Desmidiales, Closteriaceae.
AUGGACGUGGACAUGGACGUGGACAUGGACGUGGACAUAGACGUGGACGUGGACGUGGACGUGGACGUGGACAUGGACGUGGACGUGGACGUGGACGUGGACGUGGACGUGGACAUGGACGUGGACGUGGACGUGGACAUGGACGUGGACAUGGACGUGGACUUGGACGUGGACAUGGACAUGGACGUGGACGUGGACAUGGACGUGGACGUGGACGUGGACGUAGACAUAGACGUGGACGUGGACGUGGACGUGGACAUGGACGUGGACGUGGACGUGGACGUGGACGUGGACAUGGACGUGGACAUGGACGUGGACGUGGACAUGGACGUGGACGUGGACAUGGACGUGGACUGGACGUGGACGUGGGCCGUGGUCAUGGACGUGGACGUGGACAUGGACGUGGUCGUGGUCGUGGACAUGGACGUGGACGUGGAGGACGUGGACGUGGAGGACGUGGACGUGGACGUGGAGGACGUGGACGAGGACGUGGAGGACGUGGACGUGGACGUGGACGUGGACGUGGAAGUGGACGUGGAGGUGGACGUGGACCUGGACGUGGACCUGGACGUUGACCUGGACGUGGACCUGGACGAGGACGUAGACAUGGACGUGGCCUUGGACGUGGACGUGGACGUGGACGUGGACGUGGACGUGGACGUGGACCAUGGACGUGGACACGUGGACGUGGACGUGGACGUAGAAUUGGACGUGGACGUGGAACGUGGACGUGGACGUGACGGGACGUGGACAAAUGGACGUGGACGUACAAUGGACGUGCACGUGCACGUGGACCUGGACGUGCACGUGGACGUGGUUGUGGACGGUGGACUGGACGUGAACGUGGUCUUGGUCGUGGACGUGGUCAUGGUCGUUGGACGUGGACAUGGACGUGGACCGUGGUCAUGGACGUGGACGUGGACAUGGACGUGGUCGUGGUCGUGGACAUGGACGUGGACGUGGUCUUGGGACGUGGACGUGGACGACGUGGACCGUGGAGGACGUGGACGAGGACGUGGAGGACGUGGACGAGGACUUGGAGGACGUGACGUGGACGUGGACGUGGUCGUGGACGUGGACGUGGACUUGGAUGUGGACGUGGACCUGGACGUGGACCUAGACGUGGACCUGGACGUGGACGUGGACGUGGACGUGGAAGUGGACGUGGACGUGGACGUGGACCUAGACGUGGACCUGGACGUGGACAUGGACGAGGACAUGGACGUGGACAUGGACGUGGACGUGGACGCGGACGUGGACGUAGACAUGGACGUGGACGUGGACGUACACAUGGACAUGGACGUGGACGUGGACGUGGACAUGGACAGUGGACGAUGGACGUGGACAGUGGACGUGGACGUAGAAAUGGACGUGGACGUGGACGUGGACGUGGACAUGGAUGUGGAACGUGGACACAUGGACGUGGACGUGGACGUGGACGUGGACGUGGACAUGGACGUGGACGUGGACGUGGACGGACGUGGACGUAGAAAUGGACGUGGACGUGGACAUGGACGUGGACUGGACGUGGACGUGGAGGUGGACGUGGACGUGGACGUAGAAAUGGACGUGGACGUGGACGUGGACGUGGACGUGGACGUGGACGUGGACGUGGAAUGGACGUGGACGUGA